This is a messenger RNA of Pisolithus orientalis, 998 nucleotides long. RefSeq lists its product as uncharacterized. The record is from RefSeq and is a predicted model, not a curated record. Gene Ontology annotation, molecular function: ferric iron binding; iron chaperone activity; ferroxidase activity. Bases 145 to 699 code for a protein of 184 amino acids. Gene Ontology annotation, cellular component: mitochondrion. Gene Ontology annotation, biological process: intracellular iron ion homeostasis; iron incorporation into metallo-sulfur cluster. NCBI's taxonomy places the organism in Eukaryota, Fungi, Basidiomycota, Agaricomycetes, Boletales, Pisolithaceae. The transcript has 4 exons.
UUGAAUUGUCGCUGUGGUUGAUUGCUAUCUUACUGUAACCGAGUGUCCACGUAUAUGUUUUCUGUCGGCUAUUGCACGUUGUAACGGGGUGUUUGCGCAAUCACAUGUACACAAAUAUUCCCCGCCUCAUCCGUUACCCUGCCAAUGCUUUCACGAGCGCUUUGCCAGCGUACAUCGAGGAUUGGAGCUAUCUGUGCGCACAGCGCUUUGAUUUCGUCGUCAAAGAGGCUCUCCUCGCUUGUUUUCUCUUCUGGAGGAGAGGCACGUCAUGGGAGGUCUCAGCUGUACAUGCGCAAACGGUCAUUAACCACACCACCACAGACGGGCCUCAGUGAGCUUCACAUAGAAGAGUACCAUACCCUUUCAGAUGCCACUAUGACCACACUGCUCGAGCGACUGGAGGACCUGCUUGACGGGCUUGGCAAUAACGACGCGGAAGUAGAUUACCAUAGCGGUGUGCUGACGCUUAAGCUCGGACCGCACGGAACGUACGUGAUCAACAAGCAGCCUCCCAACAAGCAAAUUUGGCUUUCCUCGCCACUUAGCGGUCCGAAACGGUACGACUACGUCAGAGCUACGGAUGAUUGGCGAUAUUCCAGGGACGGAGAAGAGCUGGGCAUGUUGCUGCAACGUGAACUAAGCGAAAUGCUGGGACGUGAUGUCCGUCUGGAUUUAGGUCGAGUUUCUGAUUUGGCGUAGACAUCCUUUGGAAUCGUUUUCCGAAAUGCUGCAGAUUUCGACAUCGAGAAACGCCGGGUUGCAACCCCCCACGUGGAAGUGGUGCAGACUGUAUACACGCCCCCCACCGUCUCCUCCGCACCCCAGGAGAAUGCCUCGGUCACCGAUGCGGCACCUCGGGCAGGAGUAGUGAUAUGACCUUUACGCUGCUUGGCCAAUUUGCAAUUGUCGAGGUGUGGGUCGGUAGUACCAUCUCGGCUAUGAAUUUGAUCCCCCAUUUUUGCUUCAUUUCACACAAUAUUUACCCGACCCGUCAUUAA